CAGGGCUGGCGCAGCCGGGUGGACGCCCCUGCCUUCCAGUGUUCCCUCUGCACCAAAAUCAUGAAGACACUGGAGUCCCUGGUUGGUGACAAGCGUGACAAGGACACCAUCACCCAGGCCGAGGACCAGGUGUGCCAGAUCGUGACCUGGGUGCUGCGCGGCCUCUGCCGCUACGCCAUCAAGAUGUUCAAAUCCCAGAUCACCCAGGCGCUGGAGGACGGGAAGGGUCCCAGGGGCGUCUGCACCAGCCUGGGAAUGUGCCGAGGGCCCGCCCAAGGCGCCCUGCUACCCCCCCGCGAUGCCUGUGACCUCUGCCUGACCUUCACCAGCCUGACGCUGCUGGACCUGGAGCCCAGCCGGGACCUGGGAGACGCUCUGAACAGCACGUGCAAGCGGCACUUCGGGGGGUCCCCCGGGUGCGACACCUUCGUCUCGCGCUACGGAGCCAGGCUGCUGCAGGCGCUGAGGGAGCCCUGGGACCCGCUCGCCACCUGUCUGGACGCAGAGGCCUGCCAGCUGCCGGAGGAGCCCGCCCAGGGAGAGCCCAGCUCUGGCACUGACAUGUGGGCACAGCUGUGAGGCCUGGGCCUGUGCCCCUCCACAGCAAGCAGCGCCCCCCAGCUCCUGCCUCCAGCACGGAACCUGCGCCCCGGCCCCCUCUGACUUCUGCUUCCCUCCCUGCUUUGGGCAAUAAAGAACUGAUACUGA
Molecule: messenger RNA, 708 nt
Organism: Pelodiscus sinensis (Chinese soft-shelled turtle)
Lineage: Eukaryota; Metazoa; Chordata; Testudines; Trionychidae
Source: RefSeq, a predicted model, not a curated record